Messenger RNA from Haplochromis burtoni (Burton's mouthbrooder), 907 nucleotides. RefSeq names its product placenta associated 9. Bases 245 to 550 code for a protein of 101 amino acids. The record is from RefSeq and is a predicted model, not a curated record. Lineage: Eukaryota; Metazoa; Chordata; Actinopteri; Cichliformes; Cichlidae. The transcript is spliced from 3 exons.
CCCGCUUCUAAUGUUUUCAUUAGGAAAGUGAGCUCAACCAAGUCAGGGAGGGAAGGAUUAGAAAGCAAAGGACCGAACACGGGGCAGAGAGGGAGAAGAGAAGAGCUUUAUGGAAGCAGAAAUCUUUGGGUUUUUAUCCUAAUUUUGAGUUAAAAGAGAUUUCGGGGCUCUCACUUCUUUGUUUCUUUUCUCUCACACUCCUCACUCUUUGCCACCAGCUGCCCGCCAGGUUUCUGUCUUCAUCAUGAGCUGCCCCUCCGGCUCCUCGAUUGGACUCCUCCUCCUCCUGAUUGGCUAUGCCGCAGCAGGUCCUGAGCCCCACCUUCUGCCUCGAGCGGUGCGUUCAAGCGCCUGUCAGGAGCACACGAAUCUUCACCACCGCCUGGAUGUAGUGGAGAAGCAAGUGGAGGACACAGUUGAAAAGUUGGAGGUUGAGCUGGCUGCUCUUCUGGAUGCCAUUGAGGCCCCAAAGUGGCGCCACCUGAUGGACAAUGUGGGAAAGACGGCUGUGGACAUCCUUGAAGAUCCAGUGGAGAGAAGCCAGUCCUGAGCCAAGCAGACAUCCAUAUAGGGUGGACUUUGAAUUUUCUUGUUAAAGAGAAACUGUCUAUGCAUUUAUUCUAUAUUUUUCCAUAUGAAGUUUGUAUCAUACAAAAAAAAAAGAAAAAAAAAAAGAGGAAUUGUUUUGAACAAAGCCAAGCCUCUGCAUUAUGUAUACUUACAAAUCCUGUGACAGCCUUGUCUCUAUUCUAGUCAGUCCUAGAUUCCUCUUCACUGUACGCUGCUAUUUAGAGAUCAGUUCACCAGGGACGCCUCUGUUCACCCAGUACAUGCCCCUGCUCUUCACUGCCCCCUACUGUCUGCAAACAAACUUUGCCAUUAAAGCUGCAUUUGGGUAAAAAUGACA